AUGGGCAACACUCAAGUUCAGCCUCCAGAGACACCCUUCUGCAACCUGAACAGCCCGAGCCAGGAAGGGCUGCUCUUGGUGCAGUUGCACUUGAUGCCAGGCUUCUUCCUGCUUGUGUUGAUCCUCGGGUUGCCCCUCAACCUGCUCUCCCUCUGGAUCUUCUUCCACCGCCUGCGGCGUUGGUCCCGCAGCACCGUCCUCCUCUUCAACCUGACCCUGGCUGACACGUCCUGGCUGCUGGCCUUGCCUUUCCUCGUCCAGUACCACCUGGACCACCUCCACUGGAGCUUAGGGCUGCCCUUGUGCAAGGCCGUGAGGCUGCUGUACCACAACUACUUUUACCUAAGCAUCUUCUUCGUCACCUUCAUCAGCGUGGACCGCUACCUCGCCAUCGUGCACCCGCUGCGCUCACUGGUGCUGCUGGGUCGCCGGCAGACCAGCCUGCUGUGUGUGGUGGUGUGGGCGUUCACCGUGGUGCUGAGCAUACCUGUUGCCAACAUGUCUUUUAUCCAGACGUGCCCUGGGGACAACCGCACCGUCUGCACUCUUUACAUAAUGCUAAGGGGAACCGGGGAGAGCCUUCCCUAUUCCCUUUUCUGCUCCAUCACCGGCUUUCUCUUCCCGCUGAUUUCAAUCUGCUACUGCUGCCUUCGCAGCGUCCGGGAGCUACGCCACCGCCCCGGUCUCCCCCACCAGCAAAACAAGCAGCAGCGGCUCAGACGGGUGCUGAGCGCUGCGCUGAUCCUCUUUGCGCUCUUCUACCUGCCCUACCACCUGAGCCGAAACGCUGCCAUCAUGAUGAGGACACUCCACCCUGACAACCCCGGUUCCUGGCAGCCCGCUGACCUGCUUUUUGCCCUGGAGAUGUGCUUCUGCAGCCUCAGCACCUGUGUCAAUCCGCUGUUCAGCUGCUUCAUAGGCCGCCAGUUCAGGCGGGAGUUUCACGGCACCUUUUCAGUGAUGUUUACCCAGUGUCCAGGCGUGAUGCUGGCUUCAAUAUUGUCCCAGCGGGAAAGGAGGACAGUGGCGAGGGAAGGCAAGACUACCGUCACCCCUAUGUGCACACUGCCUGAAACAUAG
This is a messenger RNA of Myripristis murdjan (pinecone soldierfish), 1080 nucleotides long. Its product is annotated as P2Y purinoceptor 4-like. The transcript is spliced from 2 exons. The coding region runs from base 1 to 1080 and encodes 359 amino acids. Gene Ontology annotation, molecular function: G protein-coupled ATP receptor activity; A1 adenosine receptor binding; G protein-coupled ADP receptor activity. NCBI's taxonomy places the organism in Eukaryota, Metazoa, Chordata, Actinopteri, Holocentriformes, Holocentridae. Gene Ontology annotation, cellular component: plasma membrane. Gene Ontology annotation, biological process: phospholipase C-activating G protein-coupled receptor signaling pathway. The record is from RefSeq and is a predicted model, not a curated record.